AUGGCGAGCGGAAGCCACAUGCAUAAUUUCACCACCCUCAUCAAGCGGCUCGAGGCGGCGACCUCCCGCUUGGAGGAUAUGGCCAUGUCCGUCGAAGAGCCCAGCAUCCCCAAGAACCUGAGUGGUACUGCUACUGCGGCACCUGCGACCCCGGAACCUCCCAAGCCUUCUCCACCUCCGCCCGCAGCUCCCGUGGCGCCGCAAAUCCCGCCGCAGAUUCAAGAUUUCGAUGCAUUGAUCAAGGGAGAUGUCCAGAACUUCGUGAAGCUGGGUGCGAAGAUCGGUGGCUUGGUGGAAGAGCAGUCCAAAGCCGUUCUGCAAGCAUUCGAGGCUGAGCGUACCUACCUUUUCGUCGCAACCAAGGCCAAGAAGCCCGAACCUCAACCCAUUGAACUCAUGACGGAUCUGCAUAAGGCAUCGGACUGCAUCAACAAUAUUCGAGAGUCAAACCGUGCCUCGCCAAUGUUCAACCACUUGAGUGCUGUUGCUGAGGGCAUUGUCGCUCUAGGAUGGUUCUUCGAGACUAAGCCCGCAAGCUUUGUCGAAGAAAUGAUUGGUGGUAUUCAGUAUUACGGCAACAAGGUUCUCAAGGAUUUCAAGGAGAAGGACCGAACACACGUCGAGUACAUUCAAGCCUACUACCAAAACUUCAAGGGCCUCUCUGCCUUCCUGAAGAAGCAUUACCCCACAGGAUUGACCUGGAACAAUGACCGGCACUGGCGCCGUUCCUCCCCCUCCCCCUCCUCCCCCGUCCCAUCUGUAAAUGUUCCCGGUGCUGGUGCCCCUCCACCGCCGCCUCCCCCAGGUGUUCCUCCUCCACCCCCUGCCCCUGCUGCUCCGGGCGCAGACAUGUCUGCUGUCUUUGAUCAGCUGAACCAAGGCGAGGCCAUCACCUCUGGUCUGCGCAAGGUCGAUAAGUCGGAGAUGACCCACAAGAACCCUGGUCUACGUGCCAACUCUACUGUGCCCGAGGGCUCCAGCGCUUCUCGGAGCAAGUCACCCGCGCCAAACAAGAAGCCCAAGCCCGAGAGCAUGCGUGCUCGCAAGCCGCCGCGCAAGGAACUGGAGGGUAGCAAGUGGCUGGUGGAGAACUUCGACAGCGCAGAGGAUAUUAUCGAGAUUCCUGCGCAGAAGAACCAAUCUAUCCUCAUCUCGCGCGUCAACAAGUCUAUCAUCAAGAUUCCCGGCAAGGCGAAUGCUAUUGCCAUCGACAACUGCACCGGUCUUUCCAUCAUCGUUGAUUCCCUGGUGAGCAGCUUGGACGUCGUCAAGUCGCCCAAGUUCGCUCUGCAGAUCGACGGUGUCGUUCCUACCGUUCUUCUGGACCAGGUUGAUGGCGCUACCAUCUAUCUGGGCCAGCAAAGCCUUGCCACCGAGAUCUUCACCAGCAAGUCUUCUGCCGUUAACAUCAACCUUCCUCCCAAGGAAGGUACCGAUGAUGACACCAAGGAGUGCCCUGUCCCCGAGCAGUUUAAGAGCUACAUCAAGGACGGGGUGCUUGUAACCGAGAUCGUCGAGCACGCUGGCUAA
Molecule: messenger RNA, 1530 nt
Organism: Penicillium cosmopolitanum
Lineage: Eukaryota; Fungi; Ascomycota; Eurotiomycetes; Eurotiales; Aspergillaceae
Gene: capA
Product: adenylate cyclase-binding protein
Exons: 5
Coding region: 1-1530 (509 amino acids)
Biological process (GO): regulation of adenylate cyclase activity; cytoskeleton organization
Cellular component (GO): cytoplasm
Molecular function (GO): actin binding; adenylate cyclase binding
Source: RefSeq, a predicted model, not a curated record